Molecule: messenger RNA, 3517 nt
Organism: Pseudophryne corroboree (corroboree frog)
Lineage: Eukaryota; Metazoa; Chordata; Amphibia; Anura; Myobatrachidae
Product: zinc finger protein 585A-like
Exons: 7
Source: RefSeq, a predicted model, not a curated record
GAUUACACAGUAGUGAAGAAGACAUCCAAUGAGUGUGAGAUACUCAACAGCCAUCCCUGUGUGUCAGAAGGGCUGAGUAGAACCCAGAGCCCCAUCCCAGUGCCUCCACCUGACUCACUAAUACAUGAGAGACCCAAUGACCAAAAGAUCCUGGAACUCACCAACAAGAUCAUUCAGCUGCUGACUGGAGAGGAGGGGGAGUAUAUAGAGGAACACAUGGGUCUGUACAAGGACGUGAUGAUGGAGAAUCACCGGCCCCUCACAUCUCUGGAUAAGAGGAGACUGUCAUGUAUUGUACAGGGGAGAGCAGAAGGACCCAGUAACAGAGAUAUCCCAGAGAGAUGUCCCCGUCCUCUGUAUUCCCAGGAUUGUACAGAGGAGAGUCACAGGACCCCACAGGAGGAUCAGGGUGAAGCCCAAUUAAAUAAUAUUAAAAUCAAAGAUACAGAGGGAGAAGAAGAGACGUAUGUGACUGAUAUAAAGGCAAAAGACAUAGAUGGAGAAGAAGAGACGUAUGUGACUGAUAUAAAGGCAGAAGAUACAGAGGAAGAAGAAGAGACGUAUGUGACUGAUAUAAAGGCAAAAGACAUAGAUGGAGAAGAAGAGACAUAUGUGACUGAUAUAAAGGCAGAAGAUAUAGAGGGAGAAGAAGAGACGUAUGUGACUGAUAUAAAGGCAGAAGAUAUAGAGGGAAAAGAAGAGACGUAUGUGACUGAUAUAAAGGCAGAAGAUAUAGAUGGAGAAGAAGAGACGUAUGUGACUGAUAUAAAGGCAGAAGAUACAGAGGGAGAAGAAGAGACGUAUGUGACUGAUAUAAAGGCAGAAGAUAUAGAGGGAGAAGAAGAGACAUAUGUGACUGAUAUAAAGGCAGAAGAUACAGAGGGAGAAGAAGAGACAUACGUGACUGAUAUAAAGGCAGAAGAUACAGAGGGAGAAGAGGAGACGUAUGUGACUGAUAUAGAGACAGAAUAUACAGAGGGAGAAGAAGAGACGUAUGUGACUGAUAUAAAGGCGGAAGAUACAGAGGGAGAAGAAGAGACGUAUGUGAGGGGUGAUCAGCAGUGUAAGGAGGAGGAGAUCCCUACAGAUAUCAGCACAGAUGGUCACACAAGCAGGAAUAUCUCAGAAGGACAUCUAAUGUUAUCCCCGGAUUGUGACAUAAAAGAUAAUGACAGUAGACAGGAUUCUCCAGGAGCUAACCCCAUUACCCCAAUUAUACAUCCAGCUCUAUCAGCUGAUCCCUCUGAUCCUGGGAAAUGUUCUCCUGAUCACUCUGAUAUUGGUGCAUCUGUUACAGCUCUGACAGUAGAUACAGUGUUUCCCUGUUCUAUAGAUGCCAAAUGUUUUACACAGAACACAAAGCGUAUUAACCCACACACAGGUAAGGCAGGUGAGAGACCAUUUACAUGUUCUGAGUGUGAGAAAUGUUUUACAUACAAAUCACAUCUUGUUAUACAUCAGAGAAGUCACACUGGUGAGAGGAUACUGACAUGUUCUGAGUGUGGGAAAUGUUUUGCACGGAAAUCACAUCUUGUUUUACAUCAGAGAAGUCACACAGGUGAGAAGCCGUUUCCAUGUUCUGAGUGUGGGAAAUGUUUUGCACGGAAAUCACAUCUUGUUUUACAUCAGAGAAGUCACACAGGUGAGAAGCUAUUUUCUUGCUCUGAGUGUGGGAAAUAUUUUAGAUGGAAAUCACAACUUGUUACACAUCACAGAAGUCACACAGGUGAGAAGCCAUUUUCUUGCUCUGAAUGCGGGAAAUGUUUUUCCCAGAAAUCACAACUUGUUACACAUCAGCGAAGUCACACAGGUGAGAAGCCAUUUUCUUGCUCUGAGUGUGGGAAAUGUUUUUCCCAGAAAUCACAUCUUGUUAUACAUCAGGGAAGUCACACAGGUGAGAAGCCAUUUUCUUGCUCUGAAUGCGGGAAAUGUUUUUCCCAGAAAUCACCACUUGUUACACAUCACAGAAGUCACACAGGGGAGAAGCCAUUUUCUUGCUCUGAGUGUGGAAAACAUUGGUUAAAUAAAUCAAAACUUGUUAUACAUCAGAGAAGUCACACAGGUGAGAAGCCAUUUUCUUGCUCUGAAUGCGGGAAAUGUUUUUCCCAGAAAUCCCCACUUGUUACACAUCAGCGAAUUCACACAGGUGAGAAGCCAUUUUCUUGCUCUGUGUGUGGGAAACGUUUUACACGGAAAUUAUAUCUUGUUAGACAUCAGAACUCACACAAUUGCACAGGUGAGAAGCCAUUUUCUUCCUCUCAGUGCGGGAAAUGUUUUACACAGAAAUCACAACUUGUUACACAUCACAGAAGUCACACAGGUGAGAAGCCAAUUCCAUGUUCUGAGUGUGGGAAAUGUUUUACAUCUAAAUCAAAUCUUGUUACACAUCAGAGAAGUCACACAGGUGAGAAGCCGUAUUCCUGUUCUGAGUGUGGGAAAUGUUUUGCAUGGAAAUCAGAUCUUGUUACACAUCAGAGAAGUCACACAGGUGAGAAGCCAUAUUCCUGUUCUGAGUGUGGGAAAUGUUUUGCAUGGAAAUCAGAUCUUGUUACACAUCAGAGAAGUCACACAGGUGAGAAGCCGUAUUCCUGUUCUCAGUGUAUGAAAUGUUUUGCACAGAAAUCAGGUCUUGUUCUACAUCAGAGAAGUCACACUGGUGAGAAGCCGUAUUCCUGUUCCGAGUGUGGGAAAUGUUUUGUAUCGAAAUCAAAUCUUGUUACACAUCAGAGAAGUCACACAGGUGAGAAGCCGUAUUCCUGUUCUGAGUGUGGGAAAUGUUUUGCAUCGAAAUCAAAUCUGGUUAAACAUCAGAGAAGUCACACAGGUGAGAGGCCAUAUUCCUGUUCUGAGUGUGGGAAAUGUUUUGCAUCGAAAUCAAAUCUUGUUACACAUCAGAGAAGUCACACAGGUGAGAAGCCGUAUUCCUGUACUGAGUGUGGAGAAUGUUUUGCAUUGAAAUCAAAUCUUGUUACACAUCAGAAAAGUCACACAGGUGAAAAGCCGUAUUCCUGUUCUGAGUGUAGGAAAUGUUUUGUACGGAAAUCAGCUCUUGUCACGCAUCAGAGAAGUCACACAGGUGAGAUGCCAUAUUCCUGUUCUGAGUGUGGGAAAUGUUUUGCACAGAAAUCAAAUCUUGUUCUACAUCAGCGAAGUCACACAGGUGAGAAGCCGUAUUCCUGUUAUGAGUGUGGGAAAUGUUUUUCAUCGAAAUCAGAUCUUGUUACACAUCAGAGAAGUCACACAGGUGAGAAGCCGUAUUCCUGUUAUGAGUGUGGGAAAUGUUUUUCAUCGAAAUCCGGUCUUGUUAAACAUCAGCGAUUUCACAGGUGAGAAGCUAUUUUCAUGCCGUGAGAGAAAUAAAUCCGCUCUUGUUGAACACAUUAGACAUUACCCAAGUACGGAACCAUUUAAAUCUUCUGGAGUAUAAUUAUCACUGUCAUGCAAUGUUCCUCAAGGGUCAAUCCUAUCUCCUAUGCUUCAUGCAAUAUACAGUCUGGUACAUAUAUAUUGGGACAUC